AGGCGCCGCUCAGUUCGGGGGCGCCCACGGAGCGGCCGCCAUAUGCCGCGGCUGCCGCGGCGGCUCCGAGCGGCGCUGCCCCCCGGCAUCCUCCUCGUCCUCAGCGUCCUCCUCCUCCCCGCGGCGGGCGCGGACGGAGCGCGGCGCCUCCAUGGGAAGUUCGCACCUCCUGAACAAGGGCUUGCCUCUAGUAAAAAUUUGAACACCAUCCAGGCUACAGAGGUUGCAGUGGAUAAGAAGUAUAAAAGCUUUGGUUCAAGAUUACAGGAGGCUGCAAGAAAAAUUAAAGACAUGGAAAUGAGGAUGGAAUGACAGGCUGCUAUUUUGCCUCAGAAUACUGAAGAUUGUAAAGCAUUGAGAAAUCGAAUUCAUGAUCCUGGAAAUCAAGCUCAGAUUAAGAAAUGUCAGGCAUUCGACCUCCGAUCAUGAACGGGCCCAUGCACCCGCGCCCCUUGGUCGCGCUGCUGGACGGCAGGGACUGCACUGUGGAAAUGCCUAUUCUGAAGGAUGUCGCCACUGUGGCGUUUUGUGAUGCUCAGUCUACACAGGAAAUCCAUGAAAAGGUACUAAAUGAAGCAGUGGGUGCCCUGAUGUAUCACACUAUAACUUUAACUCGAGAAGACCUGGAGAAAUUUAAAGCACUUCGAAUAAUUGUCCGAAUUGGCAGUGGUUUUGAUAAUAUUGACAUCAAAUCUGCUGGAGAUUUAGGGAUCGCCGUGUGCAACGUGCCAGCCGCCUCCGUGGAGGAGACGGCGGAUUCCACCAUGUGCCACAUCCUGAACCUGUACAGGAGAACCACCUGGCUGCACCAGGCGCUGCGCGAGGGCACGCGCGUGCAGAGCGUGGAGCAGAUCCGGGAGGUGGCCUCGGGGGCCGCCCGCAUCCGAGGGGAGACCCUGGGCAUCAUCGGAUUGGGGCGUGUUGGGCAGGCCGUGGCUCUCCGUGCCAAAGCCUUUGGCUUCAGUGUGAUUUUCUACGACCCGUACCUCUCGGACGGCAUGGAGCGGGCUCUGGGGCUGCAGCGCGUGAGCACUCUGCAGGACCUGCUGUUCCACAGCGACUGUGUCACCCUGCACUGCAACCUCAAUGAGCACAAUCACCAUCUCAUUAACGACUUCACCAUAAAGCAGAUGAGACAAGGGGCUUUCCUGGUCAACACAGCUCGAGGUGGGUUAGUAGACGAAAAAGCACUUGCACAGGCCCUGAAGGAAGGAAGGAUACGAGGGGCAGCCUUAGAUGUACAUGAGUCAGAACCAUUCAGCUUUAGUCAGGGCCCCUUGAAGGAUGCACCAAACCUGAUCUGUACCCCACAUGCAGCCUGGUACAGCGAGCAGGCCUCCAUUGAGAUGCGGGAGGAAGCGGCGCGGGAGAUCCGAAGGGCGAUCACAGGUCGUAUUCCAGACAGUCUGAAAAACUGUGUUAACAAAGAUCACUUGACUGCAGCUACACAUUGGGCCAGUAUGGACCCUGGAGUUGUUCAUCCAGAGCUUAAUGGUGCUGCAUACAGCAGGUAUCCCCCGGGCGUGGUCAGCGUGGCCUCCACGGGCAUUCCCGCGGCAGUGGAAGGCAUCGUCCCCAACCCCAUGUCUCUGUCACACGGGCUGCCUGCCGUGGCCCACCCGCCCCACGCUCCCUCCCCCGGCCAAACUGUCAAACCAGAGGCUGAUAGAGAGCACCCCAGCGACCAAUUGUAGCCCACAGCAGCAUUCCCCGCGCCCGACGCCGGCCACCGCGCGGAAAACAGCUCCACUCAAGGCAAAACCCUGGAUUCGGAUGGAAGGCAAAACCGUGGACUUACAGGAGGAGACGAUUAUUGCUUUAGAAACUGGUCCAAUAUACAGUGUAAAAGGAAAAGGUGGGAGACAAAAAGAAGAUUCGGAAACAUUUUUUUCCUCCGUAUAAAUUGUAGUUUGUCCCUGUCCAGUGGACUGAUUCACUGUUUCUGUGUCCUAUGGGUUCUUUGUUAAGCAAGAGAAGUUAGUAGUUAAUUAUAUCAUGAAUGUACUUGUCUGUGUACAGUUUCUAGAACAUUAAAAAGGGUUUGUUUGCUUAGCUGUCAACAAGGAAAAACAUAAGGGAGGCAUUCAGCAAACCAGUUUUGAGAUUAAAAAUCCUUUCUUUUAUAUUUUCAAACAUGCCCAAAAAUGAGGCAGUUGGCAAACUUCUCAGGACAAUGAAUUUUUCCCAUUUUUCUUUCUACGCCACACAGUGCAUUGUUUUUUCUACCUGCUUGUCUUAUUUUUUAGAAUAAUUUAGUAAACAAAAGAAAAACAGUUUCUCCUAAUUUUGGCAUGAAUUCCCUUAUUUCAAAAUGAAGACAACCUUGCAAAGAGAUUUUGAGGAAAACAAAAAGGUUUUGUAUAAACGAGCAUUGUGCUUUUUGUCACCAGUUAAAGUAUAUAUUAUUGGUGGUAUCUGGAAAAGGCACUAGACUACUGAAAAGUAGCAGCAUUUCAUUGCCUACAUUGAUUCCUUCCUGGUAAUGUGGUAGGCUAGCAAUAUUUUUGGUUAAAAUCAUGUUUGUGACUGUAACCAUUUGUAUGAAUUAUUUUAAAGAAAUAAAAAUCCCAGACAAAUAUCAUAUGUGUAAAAAUUUUUAUUUCUAGUAACUGUUUAUUCAACUUUUAUUAGGUUUCUUAGCUGUAAUUUUUAAACAGAUGCUGUCAAGUAUUUCAUUUCUAGCUUUACUUUGCUCUCUGUUGUUUGUAAUACUGUCUUGGAAGCUUGAAAAAUAAAAACAAAAUAAUUCUUUCCAUACCAUUUUUCCCUUUACAUUUCGUAAAUGUUGAUCUUUUUUCCUGUGUUUCUAAUGGAGUUUGAAAUUAAGAUGGAUUUUGAUUUGUACACCGGCAUCAUCAGCUGCAAUGUGGUAACAGCAUUUAUGCCACCACUGUGGGCAGAGCAGAGGAGGUACAACAGCAACACGACAACAGCAGUAAUAAUAAUAAUAAUAAUAAAUGUCUUUUGCCGAAGUCCAACACAA
Melospiza georgiana is the source of this 2983-nucleotide messenger RNA. It is a transcript of the gene CTBP1, whose product is annotated as C-terminal binding protein 1. Gene Ontology annotation, molecular function: oxidoreductase activity, acting on the CH-OH group of donors, NAD or NADP as acceptor; NAD binding; transcription corepressor activity. Lineage: Eukaryota; Metazoa; Chordata; Aves; Passeriformes; Passerellidae. The record is from RefSeq and is a predicted model, not a curated record. The coding region runs from base 402 to 1694 and encodes 430 amino acids. The transcript is spliced from 10 exons.